AACUUCUAGCUUUUGUGUUAUCUCAGCAUGCAGACAUCAGAUCAUCAUAAAGAGGGAUAUAUUGACACGACAAAAAAUCUAGCCAACAUGCGUAUAACUUGUUCCCAGAUCACACCCAUGGAGUUGGAGCAUGUGAUCCAGGAGCACCCGGAGGUGCUAGACGUAUGCGUGGUCGGAGUGCCGCACCCUGAAGACAACAAACAUGCUGUCGCGUGCGUCAUGCGACGGCCCGGCUCGACACUCACAGAACAAGCCGUCAAGGACAUCAUUUCUAGUAAACUAUCCGCCUACAAACAAGUAAGCAGCGUCAUUUUCGUCGACAACUUCCCUAGAACAAUAUCCGGCAAAAUCGCCCGGGGAAAAGUCCUCGAGUACGCCUUAGAAGUCCAUAAAUUGGGAACAUCCGAAUGGCCCAGCUCCGGCAACACGAAGAAGUUAAUCAGUGCCUUCCAGCAGCUCAGCACAACGAGUAACACCAGAUAUUUGUCAAGAGGGCGACACUGAUGGACCACUGAGUGUGGAGGAACGAAAAAAUCAUGUUAGAUAUAUUA
This is a messenger RNA of Cydia pomonella (codling moth), 551 nucleotides long. RefSeq lists its product as uncharacterized. The coding region runs from base 28 to 504 and encodes 158 amino acids. NCBI's taxonomy places the organism in Eukaryota, Metazoa, Arthropoda, Insecta, Lepidoptera, Tortricidae. The record is from RefSeq and is a predicted model, not a curated record. Gene Ontology annotation, molecular function: CoA-ligase activity. The transcript is spliced from 2 exons.